Molecule: messenger RNA, 1365 nt
Organism: Peromyscus leucopus (white-footed mouse)
Lineage: Eukaryota; Metazoa; Chordata; Mammalia; Rodentia; Cricetidae
Exons: 12
Coding region: 67-1239 (390 amino acids)
Source: RefSeq, a predicted model, not a curated record
GGCUCACACCUGCUCUCAGGGCACCUGGACACCAGCUGUGUGGACCAAGAAAGGACCUCUGGCCUGAUGGUAGGGCCUGAGGAUGGCAGGCCUGGAGAUGUAGCUCCUCAGACCAUGGCCACGGACCUCCACACUUACCACAAGGGCUUGCAUCUGCCUCUCCUGAGCAGCCGCCUAGCACAAAGUCCUCACCAGCAGGAUGUCCCUGAUCUUGAGAGACCAUUUAAAAGAGCCCAAAGAAAGAAACACAGGGACAGUCGUGCCCAGGUGGAGGACGUGGAGAAGGCAGCGCAGCAGAUCUUGCCGGAACAGCCACAGCCCGGAGCCCCGCCAGCGUUCCCGCCCAAGGCCUCAGCUCGGUACCCUUCAAGGUCCAACACCUACCUGAUUAUAGGGCUGCAGGAUGAGCUGACCAGACGUGGAAUCCUGAAGAACUCGAGUGACUAUGAGGACUUCUGGAAGCUGGUUCAGGAGGAAGCUCUUGGAGUGGACAUGAAAGAAAAGCUUCAGAAGAUAAAAUUUAAGUUGAUGAACCUCAGGCCCUGGCCACCAGCUGCUUCUAGGAGAAAAGAAACUGGGAUGCUGGUCAGCGCUGAUUCGGACAGUGGGGCGUGCCAGGGGGCACAGAGCCUUCUCUCUCGACUUACGGAAUGGAGGAAAAGGUGCCAGCUGCGUGAAUCGGCCCCGAGAUUGCCCCAAGGACAGGGGGAGAGCAAGAUUACGGGUAAGAUGAAGACGGAUUCCCGGGGCAAAAUAUAUCUUAGCUGUUUGUACCAGAUGUAUUCCACCUCCCUUGCUAACAUGGAAUUCUCCAGAAGACUGCUGGAGAGAGACGGCCGCUUUGCAGACGUGCACGCCGAGCACAGGGCUGGAAGCCUGCUGGAUUUCAUGGUCCCAAGUAGGUACACGCAGGCAGACGCUCCACCCAAAGAGACAGGGAUGGGGGACCCCCUGGUCCCCGGCCAGGAACUUCAAGCACCAGCUGCUGUCCGAUUUCUCACGUGCCGGAGCCCAGGAGUUCCACAGAGAAGUUCCCGCUUGAAGACAGGAAGACACCAAGUGACCCUGUGUGGCACGAGCAAGCUUUCAGAUCACGUGAGGGGCACUGCUCCUGCCGGGAUGCCCACAGACCCCAGGCUUACAGCACCCCUGACCCUGGAACACGUGAUCCAGACCCAUCCUGUGCUGGAGGCCAAGACAGCAUGUCGAUACUGGGUGAACUAUGUGGAUGAAGAAUAAGAUUUUUAUACGGUUACUAGAUGAAAAAAUCCAAACAGGAAAUGACAGCUUUCUUUUCCUUUGGUUCAACAUUAUGAUAAGCAGUGAGGUUGACAUCCAGUAAAGAUGGGCACACCUGAUAUGAGA